AUGGAAGACCACGGCGAUGAAGUGGCGGCCGAUUUCCGUGAGGCGCUCCAGGACUUGACCACCAAUGCUCGCUUUGAAAUCGUCACAUUGACCAACAUCGCCCGAGAGAACGCCGACCAUGGUCUGGCCAUUUCAGAGGUCCUCACAAAUCACAUCAAAGAGGCACCCGCCUCCAAAACCCUACCCGCCCUCUACGUCCUGGACUCGAUCGUGAAGAAUGUCCCGACUCCCUACGCCCUAUAUUUCGGCCCCAAGCUCUAUCAAAUCUUCAUGGGUUCCUACACCAAAGUCGACAACGCGACACGGAGAAAGAUGGACGAAAUGCUGAAGACAUGGAAGGAACCUGUAGCCGGGUCCAUCUCCAAGAAACCGGUCUUCCCACUUGAAUUGGUUCGACCCAUUGAGAACGCUCUGCUGGCUGCGCGCAAUGCCUACAUGGAGCAAGUCAAAUUCCAGACCCAUCUCAUGCGAGGGCGUCCGGCCGGCCCGCCUGCUAGAGAUACGCCGACACCUCCCAUGGGCAGAGCUUACCAACCACCACCACCACCACCACCACAUGGACAGCCGUCAUAUCAGGGACCACCUAAUGGACAGUACCCGCCGCCUGGAGAACAGGCCUAUCCCAUGCGCUCCGGGAACGUAAGUGCUAGUGUAGCUCUCAUUCAUGCCGUUCGUGUUGCUAAUACAUGUCUACAGACACCCAAUGGCGUCCCUAACCGUACUACGCCACCGCAGCCUGCUCCAUCAGCCGGGCCAUAUGCUCACUACCAGCCACCUCCCAACCAAGGUCCCUAUGGUGUUCCUCCAGCUCCAGGAAUAAACAUAGACAAGUUGAAAGAUGAUAUCCAGCAGUUGAUCGAGCUGGACAGGGCGGGUUUUGCCCAGAACAUGCAUGAUGCUAGUAAACAAAACAGACUGAAGGCUUUGCUGGAUUUGCAAAAAGUAGUCCAGAGCCAAAACCUGCCUCAGGAGCAGUUGAUGAUCAUAAGCGAUCAAGUUGCUAAACUUGCUGUAAACAUGCGCGCUGCCCAGGCGCAGCCACCGCCAUCAUAUCCUCCUGCUCUGCCACCACCAUACAACACGCACACCCCAACACCUCCUGUUGUAACUCAACAGUUUGCACCUCCCCCAGUUGCUGCCGCUGCUCCUCCACCUUCUGUACUGCCCCAAUUACCAGCGGUACUAGCGGCGGCUCUGGGACGUCCGGCAUCAAAUGUUGCUCCCGUGCCCGUGGCAGCGGCACCACCACCACCAGUCCGUCCGACAACCACCGCAGGAGGUGCCGCUCCGGGAACACUAUCUCUCGAUGCGAUUCUUGGCCAGGGCGCUCUGGCUGCGCUUUUGGCGGCCAAGAAACCUGCCACCCCUCAACAGUCAUCUACUGCGCCGGUUCCGCCGCCGGCGGCUGUACCACCUGCUUUGGCCGCGCUGCGAUCACCACCACAACAAGCAGCUCCAUUUCAACCACCACCAGCACCACCAGUUGCUCAACAACAACCGCCCGCUGCGGCAGCCAACCCGUUGACACAGAACCCAUCGGCUUUAUUGGCUAUGCUACGGCAGUCCGGCCUUCUCGGCGGCACCCCCGGCGUACCUACACCACCACCCGCCAUCCCAUCUCUCCCACCCCCGGAUCCGAACAUCAUAACUCUCACCCCUGCCUCUCUCAAAUUCCCCCGCCUGCAUCUGUUGCCUUAUCUCCUCGAUCACCUCGGCCCCCCCUGCUCCCAGUGCGGCCGCCGCUUCCCCACCACGGAAGAAGGCAGAAAGAAGAAGACGCAGCACAUGGACUGGCACUUUCGUGUUCAUCAGCGUGUUGCUGAGGCUGAGCAAAGGGGUCAGCACCGGUCGCAGUUUGUGAGCGAGCUUGAUUGGAUUCAGAGUCACGAGGAGCCGGAUGUGGAUUAUAACGCCCCCAGCGGCGGGGGCGGGUCAGGAGAGGGGGAUGGGAGCGAGAGUGAUGAUAAUGAUUGGUCUGCUGCGGUAAAAGGGGGGAGGAGGAAGAAGAAUGAGAAGAAGAAGAGGUGGAUCACCGCGCCUGAUGAGGGGGAUGGGACGGGGACGGGGACGAACAAGGUCUGCCCGAUCUGCCAGGAGAAA
Molecule: messenger RNA, 2100 nt
Organism: Podospora anserina S mat+
Lineage: Eukaryota; Fungi; Ascomycota; Sordariomycetes; Sordariales; Podosporaceae
Exons: 2
Biological process (GO): termination of RNA polymerase II transcription
Cellular component (GO): cytoplasm; mRNA cleavage factor complex
Molecular function (GO): RNA polymerase II complex binding; mRNA binding
Source: RefSeq, a predicted model, not a curated record